Molecule: messenger RNA, 5019 nt
Organism: Drosophila albomicans
Lineage: Eukaryota; Metazoa; Arthropoda; Insecta; Diptera; Drosophilidae
Gene: Lztr1
Product: leucine-zipper-like transcriptional regulator 1 homolog
Exons: 6
Coding region: 191-3265 (1024 amino acids)
Cellular component (GO): Golgi apparatus
Molecular function (GO): protein binding
Source: RefSeq, a predicted model, not a curated record
AAUCAAAGAACACAACUCGAAAGAAAAUAACACAUACAUAGAGAAAGAGAGAGAGAGAGCAUUAACAAACAUAGUAGAGAAAUAUAAAUAAAUAAAUAAAAGCAGAGCAGGCGCAGGGCAGCAAAAGUCCUGCAACGUAAAUUGUAUCAAGAUAAGCCAACGAAGGAGAUUCUACACCUGUAAUGCUUUAAUGCUAAAAUCGAUACUUGGCGCGGACACGAAUGGUUCUGCGGAAGAUCUGCGAAGCGGAGGCGUUGGCGGCGGCGUUGCCAGCGGCAGUGGCAGUGCAAGUGGAAGCGGGGGAGGCGGUGGAGGCAGCAGCGCAAGUGCAAGUGCAAGUGGAAGUGGCGCACUCAGCCGUAACAGUUGCGGCCAGGGAUCCAAUUCGAUAUCCAGUGGCCUAAGCACUGUCUGUGGCCAAGUCCAAGUGGGAGGCAGCAGCAGUGUUCCCGGUAGUGCGAGCAGCAGUCGCUCAAGUGUCAGUGGUGGUGGCAGCACACCAGCAACUGUCUAUUGUCCCGCCUGCGUAGCAAGCAGUUCUCAACAGCAACAGCAGCAGCAACAACAACAGUUGUCCUCGAGUGCUGGCGAGGCUGUGUUGGUGCAUUGUGACAGCAAGUCGGGCAAACGGAUUAAGCCGCGCAAGAGUGCCUCAUCGGUGGGCUGUUUGGACGCCCAGCAUAUACGCAACAAUCUGAGAAUGUCCACCUCGAGUUCCAUGCGCAGCACACGCGGCAUUGCAGCCGCCGCCGCUGCUGCCGCCGUCGCAGGCACCAGCUCCAAUUCCGGCUCUGGAGGCUCCGCAGCCGGUUCUUCGGCCUCGGGAGCCGCAAGUGGAGCAGCUGGCAGCAGCAGCAGUAGCAACACCUCGGCUUCGGCGAUCAUUCCCUGCGGCAGUGCCUCGAACGGAGGCAGCGGCAGCCUCGCCUACGAUACCAGCAGCAAUGGCAGCUGCAGCAGCGUCAAUGGCAAGGCGGGUUCCCCUGGCAGCUACAGUUGCAAUGCUCUCAAUGUUGACUUCAAUUCGUACACAUCGACGCAUCAGUGGACGCGCAUGCUGGAGUGUGCUGAAUUCGUCGGUGCCAAACGGAGCAAGCACACGGUGGUCGCCUACAAGGAUGCGAUGUUUGUCUUUGGCGGCGACAAUGGCAAGAACAUGCUCAACGAUCUAAUACGCUUCGGGGUGAAGGACAAGUCAUGGGGACGGGCUUGUGCCACAGGAACACCGCCGGCGCCACGUUAUCAUCACUCGGCUGUCGUCUCGGGCAGCUCGAUGUUCAUCUUUGGCGGCUACACCGGCGACAUACACUCCAACUCGAAUUUGACCAACAAAAACGAUUUGUUCGAGUACAAGUUCUUCAGCGCCAUGUGGGUGGAGUGGAAAUUCUCGGGCAGGCAACCGGUGCCACGAUCCGCACAUGGCGCCGCUGUGUACGACAACAAAAUGUGGAUUUAUGCGGGCUACGAUGGCAAUGCACGACUCAACGAUAUGUGGACAUUGAAUUUAACCGGCGAGAAUCAUCAAUGGGAGGAGGUGGAGCAGAAGGGCACACGUCCGCCGACCUGUUGCAAUUUCCCGGUGGCCGUUGCCCGCGAUGCCAUGUAUGUGUUUUCGGGCCAAAGUGGCUUGCAGAUCACCAACUCGCUGUUCGAGUUCCAUUUCAAGACACGCACCUGGCGUCGCAUUUCCAAUGAGCCGGUGCUGCGUGGCGCCACAUCGGCGCCGCCAUCACGUCGCUAUGGCCACACGAUGGUGCAUCAUGAUCGCUUUCUGUAUGUGUUUGGUGGCUCGGCGGAUUCAACGUUGCCCAACGAUUUGCAUUGCUACGAUUUGGACUCGCAAGUGUGGUCCAUCAUCCAGCCGGAGCAGAACUCGGAUGUGCCCUCGGGCCGGGUGUUUCAUGCGUCGGCUGUGAUCAGCGAUGCGAUGUACAUCUUUGGCGGCACCGUGGACAACAGUGUGCGACGUGGCGACACGUAUCGCUUUCAGUUCUCCAGCUACCCGAAGUGCACGCUGCGCGAUGACUUUGGCAAGUUCUUUCAGGAGAAACAGUUCUGCGACAUACAGUUUAUCGUUGGCGUCGAGGAGAUACGCAUCCAGGCGCACAUUGCAUUUGUGGCGGCGCGUUCCAAGUAUUUGCGCAACAAGAUCUUGUCGGCGCGCGAGGCACGGCAACAGCAAAUGGAGAAGGUCUAUGGCGUUGGUCAGGUGGAUGCCCAGGCAUUGAAUACGGGCGUCGGUGGCGAUCGUGUCCCGAUGCUGGAGGUGCGUUUGUCGAAGGCAUCGCCGGAGGCAUUCGAGAUCAUACUGAAUUACAUCUAUACGGAUCGGAUUGACUUGAAGGAUUCGUAUAGCAAGAACAUUAUCAUAUUGAUCACGGACAUCUAUCAGCUGGCUGGAUUGUUCACAAUGCCACGUUUGGCCCAGGGUUGCAUUCAGUAUCUCGAGUAUAAGAUCAACAAGGUGAAUGUGCUCGAGGCGCUCUACAAUGCGGACAAAAGCAACAUUAAGAUCAUCAAGGAUCAUUGCAUGCAGUUCAUCAUUAAGGAGGAGAAUUUCACCGAGGUUGUCAUGUCCAGUGAGUUCAGCGAUCUUGACAAGCCGCUGCUCGUCGAGAUCAUACGCAAACGUUUGCAUCCCAGCAAGCUGGUGAUGGAAACCAGUUUCGAGUCCAACAUCGGCACCACUUUGGAGUUCGAUUUGGCCACGUUUCUGGAGUCAACGGGCAAGGACUUUUGCGAUAUAAGCCUCAUACUGGAGGAUCAUGUGAUACUGGCCCACAAAUCUGUGUUAUCAGCACGUUGUACCUAUUUCCAGGGCAUGUUUCGUUCGUUCAUGCCACCGGAUAAUACCGUUAAUAUACAAAUUGGCGAAAUUUCACCUUCACUGGAGGCCUUUCACUCGUUGCUACGCUAUAUUUAUUAUGGAGAGACUAAGAUGCCGCCACAGGAUGCAUUGUAUCUGUUCCAGGCACCGUGCUUUUAUGGCCUAUCGAACAAUCGCUUGCACGCAUUUUGCAAAUACUCGCUGGAGCAUAACAUAACGUUUGAGAAUGUAUUGCAAACGCUGGAAGCGUCCGAUAUAACGAAAAUCUAUGACAUCAAGGAGUAUGCAUUGAAGUUAAUUGUGAAAGAUUUUGCAAAGGUCGCCCGGUUGCCAAAGAUAGCCGGAUUGUCGCGUGAACUGUUGCUGGAGAUAAUACGCGCUGUGGCCGAUUCGCAAGGCGAGUUUCUGACCCGCAUCAAUAUCAAUACCGAUAUCUGAAAACUAGUGCUGCUACAGCCGGCUUUGCAGUUGUUGCUCGCCUGGUUGCAAAUCGGUCGUAGCACGUAGAGCAGCAGUAGCGGUUGAUAGCGCAAUAUACAUACAUACAUAUUUACCAUAUAUAUAUAUAUAUACUAUACGAUAUACUAUAUAUCGAACUUAAUACCCUCCACUUUCACCUUCAUUAUCAUAAAGCACGCAUCCAAUCCAAAGAUAGAGCGAAAGAAUGAGCGAGCAAACACGAAUUCGAGCGAGAUAGCGAGUAGGAUAAGUUGAUUCAUUAGAUGUGGUAGUCAGUAAGUGGUAAAAUGGUUAGUCAAUAGAUUUGUAUAAUGUCAUGCAUUCUGUAGGACACAAUCUAUACUUGCUUCGACAUGUUCGCGUCCGUCAACUCUUCAACAUAGAUUCUAAUUCGAUUUGAAUCUCAAAAAAAGAAAAAACUAGUUUUUAAUUGAGUUAAAUACUUUACAAAUUACUUUAGAGCAGACAGAGAACGAAGGAAAUUAUGCAGUAGAGAUUAUUUGAUGUGCAACGUGAAAGUAUAUAAACAUAUUAUUUAAUUAUGUUGAACUCAAAACACGUAUGCUUAUUAUAUAUACAUAUAUAUUACACAUGCAUAUAUCCACUCUAUAUAUAGCAUACUAUAUAUAAAUGUAUGUUGAACUAGACGUACAUAUUCUAUCGCACAGAUAUACGGUUAUUUAUCAUUUAUAUUUGAUGUAUGAUGAUGUUCUUUUGGCACUGCAGUUUAACCAAUAACUUAACUAGCUCUAAUUCAUGUCCUAGCUCAAAGCUUACACACACACAAACACACACACACAUUUAUCAUAAAGCGUAAAUGUAAACACGAUAUUCAAACUGUACUCUUAAUUGUUCAUGAUUGUACUGUACUUAUUAACAACAAUCCCCUGUUCGAAACGCAUAUUUACCUAAUUAAAAACACCCGCCAGUUAGAUAAAUGAGCAAUAGAAUACAGACAACAACAACAACAAAAAAACAGUUAACGAUUUACAAAACGUAAAACAGCAAAAAAAAAACGUGAGCAAAUAAUUAUAACAAAAAACAAAAUGAACAAAUUUUAAGUCAAUUGCAACGAUUGAACACUCUUGUUUUUCCAAUUUUAUAAUUAUUACAAAAAAAAAAAAAAAACAAAUAUAUAUAUAUAUAUAUAUAUAGAUUUUACAUAUAUACAUAAAUAUGUUGUUUCUUGCCAGAUAAAGAUGAUAGUUUGAUUUUGAUGACAGAAUUGUGAUAGAAGUUUCUGUUUAAAAUGUAUAGUAAUAGUAUUUUAGUAAUAAUUAUUCUUAUUACUAAUUGAUUUCACUUUACAUUUGAUGCAUCCUCUUUCAAAGCAAUAUUAUUUGUAGAAUUAUUAUUUCACUUUUAUUUUUUUGUAUGCCGUUAUGUCUUCUCUCUUUUGUUUUAAAUCUUAUAUUGUUCACUUAAGAGAAACUACUCAUUAAGAAAUACUAUAUGACAGAUAAUGUUAUUAACUAGAGUUUAACAUGAAAGUUAUUUCGAUGUUAGUUUUGCUGCUCAUAAGUUUAUCAUUGUUAGUUACGAUCGUCUGAUCACCGAAUCAGACCGUCUUUUGAUCCAAUAAAUAUAUAACUACGCAUAAAACUAUCUUCAUCAUUCAGUCACUCCAACAAUCAUUCCCAUAAUAUUGGAAUCGAAUUAAAAAAGCGAAUCUCUUUAAAAAGUAAACUUAUUUGAUAUACUUUUGUUUACAGUAUUCCCGAAAAUGUGCAUAA